This is a messenger RNA of Striga hermonthica, 1038 nucleotides long. The record is from the annotation of a GenBank genome assembly. NCBI's taxonomy places the organism in Eukaryota, Viridiplantae, Streptophyta, Magnoliopsida, Lamiales, Orobanchaceae.
AUGAAGAGGCGUACCGCAAAGGGCGCUGCCUCGACCUUUGCCCCGCCGGCGCCGUCCGGGAUCUGUGGCGGUAACCAAAAGAAGGCGGCGAAAUUCGAGCGGCGACUGUUGAAAUACGAGGAGCUGCCGGAGUAUUUGAAGGACAACGAAUUUAUAAGGGAUUAUUACAGAUGCGAAUGGCCUUUGAAAGAUGCAGCCCUCAGCCUAUUUUGUCUGCACAAUGAGACUCUCAAUAUUUGGACGCAUCUGAUUGGUUUUCUAAUAUUCUUGGGGCUGACGGUGAUGAGCUUGACGGAAAAGACGACCUUCGAACAUGGGAUCGCCAUUUUUCUCGGGGAGGGUAAAGAUGGAUGGCUGAAGACGAAAAUGAUGAACCAAUCUAACGGCUGCAGCGCUUUCUUUCAGGAUUCGUACUCGGGCACCACCAUACCCCUUCCGAUGUGGCCAUGGUUGGUGUUCCUGACGGGAAGCAUGUGUUGCCUGGUGACGAGCGCAGUCUCCCACCUGCUGUCGUGCCACUCGAUUGGGUUGUGCUACCUCUUGUGGCGGCUCGACUAUGCUGGCAUCUCCCUCAUGAUAGUUUCCUCCUUCUUUGCCCCCGUCUACUACGUCUUUUACGACCAUCCCGUCUGCCUCCUCCUCUACCUCUCCUCCAUAGCCAUCCUCGGCGUGCUCGCCACGGCCACCCUCCUCGCCCCUGCCCUCUCCACCGCCCAAUUCAGACCCCUCCGUGCAGCCCUCUUUCUCUGCAUGGGCUUCUCCGGGGUGGUCCCCGCGGCCCAUGCGGCCCUCCUCCACUGGGGCACACACCCACACGUCCGGGCCUCCCUCGCCUACGAGGCCCUCAUGGGGGUUUUGUACGGUUUGGGGGCUGCCUUUUACGUGGCCAGGGUGCCAGAGAGGUGGAGGCCCGGGGCGUUUGACGUCGUGGGCCAUAGCCACCAGAUUUUUCAUGUGUUUGUGGUGGCGGCCGCGCUCGUGCAUUGCGCUGCCACUCUCACUAUUAUGGAGUGGCGUCGCGGUUUGCUUGGCGCAUGA